This is a messenger RNA of Penicillium cosmopolitanum, 390 nucleotides long. RefSeq lists its product as uncharacterized. The transcript is spliced from 2 exons. NCBI's taxonomy places the organism in Eukaryota, Fungi, Ascomycota, Eurotiomycetes, Eurotiales, Aspergillaceae. Bases 1 to 390 code for a protein of 129 amino acids. The record is from RefSeq and is a predicted model, not a curated record.
AUGGUGACCCCAUCCAAGGUGACCAAGAAACGGGCCCCGAAGUCCACCCCAAGUCGAACCCCUGCAAAGAAGACUCCGUCAAAGUCCUCCUCCUCUACCGCUCGAGGAGCCAAUGAUGAUGCAGACAAACAUUUCUUGUGGCUAUGCUUCCUUCACAAUGGCGGAAAACCGACUCCGGACUACCAUGAGAUCUGCACCGAGCUUGGUAUUAACUACAAAACCGCCGCAGGUCGCUUCUACAAGCUGCGAAACCACUUUGAAAAGACGGGAAAGUCUAGUGACACGCCCAAGAAAGAGGAGCAGGGAGACAGCGACACUGCCAUGAAGACAGAGUCGAACAUCAAGGCUGAGGAUUUUGAGGCCAAGGAAGAUUUUUCCAAUGAUGUCUGA